ACAGAGCGAUGGAAGAGGGCCUCCAGGAAAUCCUCGCCGAAGAAUGGGAAGAAUAAAUCACUGGGGUGGAGGCCCUAGUCCACCACCAAUGGCUGGAGGUGGAUGAGGAAGGUAAAUGCCUGCUGUAAGAGGCAGGCAAAGGAGCAUGCAUGUUUGCAAGAAGAAAGGGAAGAGAGUUCAGUGGUGGACCAAAUGAGUUUGGACGUUGUGAAUGUGCGUGUCUAACUAAGAACUGUUCUGCAAUAUAAGCAGAUUAAUGAAGUUGUACUGGAAAAUCCUUCAAGGAUCCAGUAUAACUGAAGUGCAGCGUUAUUAAAUACAUGUUUACUGUCUGUCUAAAGUCUUUGUAUAGUUUCUGAACAUUUUACUGUAGUUGCAAAAUAAAUUAUAUAUGGCUUGUCAGAAGGCUGGCUCUUAAUUUUUAGACAACCAAAAAGUUCUACUCAAAGCACAGUGAACACCUUUCUGGUCAGAUGAGGAAAAUGUGUAAUACUUACACAUGACACCAAAGAUCACUCAAAAAUCACUUAAAGCAGUGCUUCCUUAAAGGUUUUAAGGAACCUUUACUGGUUCUUGCUGUGUUUUUAUAAUAUUAAUGAUGUGCUAAAAACACUUGUAAGAUGCAUUUUUAGUUUUUUUUGUUUGUUUGUUUGUUUUAAACGGUCCUUCCAUUUUAAAAGACUCAUUUCCUUAAAGCCCAAUUGUAGGUUCUAUAACAUUCCCACUUCAUAAGCACUCAUGAAACAACUUUCUUCUGUUCUCAACACACGUGCAUAUUCUGUGCAAAUAGGACACUUCGAAUAAAAUGAGGUUUCAUUUUCGUUACAGGAAGAAAAGCUGCUCGGUAACACUGAGCACUAACACACAAGUUAUUUUCUUCCCUGUCACUGCUUUUCUGCAUGGGCUGCGACUUUCAAUCGUUGUUCCGGGCUCUGUUUGGUCCAUGGGAGCGGGCCGGUUCCUCCAAGCAGAACCCAGACGGAGCUAACUUCUACGAAGUGCCGCUUUCAGUUUUUCACCCGGUUUUUCUCACAGCCUCCAGCAGCUAACUAUCGCCUCCAGCAGCGUCCCUUUGUUACCAGCAGAUUCAUGAACACGUCGGCUUCCGCCUGCUGCUCAUAGAGAAGCUCGAACUCCGCCCGCCCCGCGGUACCAGCCGAGCUGUCCGGGGGGCGGUGCCUCCCGUGCUCCCGCCCGUUCCGCCCCGUGCCGCCGCCGGGCCCAGCUCGGAGGCGCCAGGCGGGCCGGGAAAAUGACCCAGGCGGAGAAAGGCGAGACGGAGAACGGCAAGGACAAGGAGCGUGAGCGAGAGCAGCGCGGCGGCAAGCGGCCCAUCGUCCCCGCCGCCGUGCCCGAGUCCCUGCAGGAGCAAAUCCAGAGCAACUUCAUCGUGGUGAUCCACCCCGGCUCCACGACCCUGCGACUCGGGAGGGCCACGGACACGCUGCCUGUGGGCAUCCCUCACGUCAUCGCUCGGCGGCACAAACAGCAGGGCCAGGCGGCGUACCGGGACAGCUGGCUGCUGCGGGACGGCCUCAAUAAACCUGAAAGUACAGAGCAGAGACAAAAUGGCCUAAAAAUGGUGGACCAAGCAAUAUGGUCCAAAAAGAUGUCAAAUGGUGCCAGACGUAUCCCAGUGUCACCUGACCAGGCCAGGUCAUACAACAGACAGAUGCGGCCAGCUAUUUUAGAUCACAGCUCUGGGGCCAAGUGGACAAACACCUCUAAUCAUCCUGAGUUUUUGGUAGGAGAGGAGGCACUGUAUGUUAAUCCAUUAGAUUCUUAUAAUAUACAUUGGCCAAUUAGGAGAGGGCAGCUGAAUCUACACCCAGGACCUGGAGGCUCCCUCACUGCAGUAUUAGCAGAUCUUGAAGUUAUAUGGUCACAUGCAAUACAAAAGUACCUGGAAAUACCACUGAAAGAUCUAAAGUACUACAGGUGCAUUUUACUAAUUCCAGACAUCUACAAUAAACAACAUGUGAAAGAGCUAGUGAAUAUGAUCCUAAUGAAGAUGGGCUUCUCAGGAAUUGUGGUGCACCAGGAGUCUGUCUGUGCUACAUUUGGAAGUGGUUUAGGCAGUGCGUGUAUAGUAGACGUGGGAGAUCAGAAGACAAGUGUUUGCUGUGUGGAAGAUGGAGUUUCCCAUCGCAACACCAGGCUCUGCCUUGCAUAUGGAGGAUCUGAUGUGUCAAGAUGUUUUUACUGGCUUAUGCAACGAGCAGGGUUUCCGUACAGAGACUGUCAGUUAACUAAUAAGUUGGAUUGCCUUCUGCUUCAGCACCUAAAAGAGACAUUUUGUCACCUAGACCAGGAUAUUUCUGGGUUGCAAGAUCACGAGUUCCAAAUUCGGCAUCCAGAUUCUCCAGCUCUAUUAUACCAGUUCCGAUUAGGGGAUGAAAAAUUACAGGCUCCAAUGGCUCUGUUUUAUCCAGCAACUUUUGGAAUUGUUGGACAAAAGAUGACAAUUUUGCAGCACCGGUCACAAGGGGACCCUGAGGAUCCUCAUGAUGAGCAUUAUCUGCUAGCCACACAAAGUAAGCAGGAGCAGUCUUCAAAAGCUACAGCUGAUAGAAAAUCCAUGUCAAAGCCUGGUACCUUUGAGGGAGAAAUGAAAGGCCAAGUUACAGAUAUUUCAGAGAGGAUGUACCCCCAAGAAGUUGAACUGGGAUCCUCCCAAAGUGACUGUAUGAUACCUGGAAAUGAUUCAGAGGAACCUUUAACUGCACACACGUCCAGAAAAACAGUUGUUUCUCAAUUUGAAGGCAAAGCUUUAGGCCUUGACAAAGCCAUUCUUCAUAGUAUUGAUUGCUGUGCCUCUGAUGAUACAAAAAAGAAGAUGUACAGCUCCAUCUUGGUGGUGGGAGGAGGCCUUAUGUUUCAUAAAGCUCAAGAGUUCCUUCAACACCGAAUUCUCAACAAAAUGCCCCCUUCUUUUAGAAGAGUAGUUGAGAACGUUGAAGUCAUCACAAGACCUAAGGAUAUGGAUCCCCGCUUAAUUGCAUGGAAAGGAGGUGCUGUGUUGGCCUGUCUUGACACAACUCAGGAGCUGUGGAUAUAUCAGCGAGAAUGGCAGCGUUUUGGUGUCAGAAUGUUACGAGAGCGAGCUGCAUUUGUGUGGUAAAUGAUGUGUUUAUACAGUUAAUUAAAAAUUCAGUUCCCUCAAAUGCCA
Lagopus muta (rock ptarmigan) is the source of this 3169-nucleotide messenger RNA. It is a transcript of the gene ACTR8, whose product is annotated as actin related protein 8. NCBI's taxonomy places the organism in Eukaryota, Metazoa, Chordata, Aves, Galliformes, Phasianidae. The transcript has 15 exons. Gene Ontology annotation, cellular component: Ino80 complex. Gene Ontology annotation, biological process: double-strand break repair; regulation of DNA-templated transcription. The record is from RefSeq and is a predicted model, not a curated record. Bases 1253 to 3121 code for a protein of 622 amino acids.